UUGCAGGUUACUGGGCAUUCUCUUGGGGGAUCAGUAGCAUCACUGGCGGCUUCUUUCUUAGUUGGAUCACGUCUUGCAAAUUCGAGCGAAGUCAAACUGGUCACAUUCGGACAGCCCAGAACUGGGGAUAUUCUCUUUUCCGUUCAUCACAACAAUCAGUUGGAGUACUCAUUUCGUGUGACUCACUGGAGAGAUAUUGUACCGCACAUUCCUCUGGGACCAAUUGGCGGAUACUUCCAUCACAAACAGGAGGCCUUCUACAGAAACAACAUGGAACCGCACGAGGUCAAAAUUUGCAGUGAAGGUGAGGCUCCCGAAUGCAGCGAUGGUUUGUGGUUCACCGCCAGCAUUUAUGAACACACUCACUAUUUCGGCAAACAAGUCUCGAAUUAUGGGGGAAACGGGUGCAUUUAG
Cooperia oncophora is the source of this 414-nucleotide messenger RNA. The record is from the annotation of a GenBank genome assembly. NCBI's taxonomy places the organism in Eukaryota, Metazoa, Nematoda, Chromadorea, Rhabditida, Trichostrongylidae.